Anolis sagrei ordinatus is the source of this 3872-nucleotide messenger RNA. It is a transcript of the gene RNF135, whose product is annotated as ring finger protein 135. The record is from RefSeq and is a predicted model, not a curated record. Gene Ontology annotation, molecular function: protein binding; metal ion binding. Lineage: Eukaryota; Metazoa; Chordata; Lepidosauria; Squamata; Anolidae.
GCGGCCUCUUGGGAAUGGAAAGCUCAGCCUCCUCAGCUGAAACUCUUUUUUGUGUGUUUGUUGCUUAAUGUUCCGAAGGAUAAAAGAAACUGAAAGUCCACCGCAGAGCUUGCCUCCUGGGGCCAUGGCGGAUGCGGCUGCUCUCCACCUGGAUAAGAACUUGCAGGAUGAGUUGACUUGUUGCCUUUGCUUGGACUUCUUCAGGAGCCCAGUGCUGAUCCCCAGGUGUUCGCACAGCUUCUGCAGGGAAUGCAUCUCUCAACACUGCCAGAAGAUGACAGGCAAGGCCUCCUGCCCCGAGUGCAGGGGGAAGCUCCACCCCAGGGACUUGGUGGACAACCGGUCCCUUGCCAACAUCGUGGAGAUCGUCCAGCAGAUGAAGAAGGCCCCAAGGAUAUGGUCAAGAAAGGCCAGCUAUGGCCAGGAAGGGAUGGCCCCCACCUUGAGAGAAGGCCAAGGAAGCAAUGGAUCAGCUGGGCUUCUCUGCCAGCUCAAGGAUACAGUGAAACUAAACGAACUCACCCAAGAAAUAGAAAAGACCCUUGAAGCAAUUGCCAGCUGGAAUAAAGAUAGUGCUGAAAUGAUGGAUUAUGUAUCUCUUGUCAAGAGUUCAAUAGUAGAAGCCUUCAACUUUGUGAAGACAUAUAUCAACGACCAAGAAAGAAUGGUGCUGAAUGUUUUUGAGAAAGAAUAUGUUGCAGCUCAGCAAAAAAGAGACACAAUGAAUGAACAGCUCAAUGUCAGAAUUGACCAGCUUCUUGUUUUGCAAAAAGAUAUGAUGGAGAACACCUUGUUGGAAGAAAAAGUUACCAUUGGUGAUCCUAUCAAAGUGAAUGAAGUUACUGUUUCUGUUCAGAAAAUUAAUAACAUUGCAUGCACUGUAGAAGAGUUCAAAAGAAAUCUGGAAAAGUUAGUUGUGGGGAAUAAUAACCCAGUACGGCCAAAUGAAUAUAUGCCAGGAACAAGCCAGAGCCAAAUGGACAUAGCAGAGGAUGAGGCAGCCACCACGAGUGGUUCCUCACAGAGCCAAAAUUCACUUCCGGGAUCUGUCUGCUGUUCUCCUGUAAUGCCUACAGACAAACCACUGCCAAUUGUUUCAAGUCAGUUUUCUCAAUGGGCAGCUGAUGUGGCUUUUGAUCUCCAGAGAAUCAAUACCAGACUAGAACUUUCAGAGGAUAGAAGGAUGGUGAUGGUUUCCCGUUUCCCUCCAAACUACGAACCUUCUGCAAAGAGAUUCCGCAUCAGCCAGGUGAUGGGAUCCCCAGGAUUUUCAGAAAGGUGCCAUUAUUGGGAAGUCAGCACCAGAGACGCUACUGGAUGGGCCAUUGGUCUUGCCCAUGAAGAAAUUGGGAGCAACGACAAACUGGGGAGAACGGGGCUGUCCUGGUGCAUAGAAUGGUCCAAUAAGCGGCUCUCAGCAUGGCAUGGGAACCGAGAGACACACAUUUGCCAAGAGAAACCUCUGCAGGUUGGAGUUUUCCUUGACAUUCCAAGAAGCUGUGCAUCCUUUUACUCUCUCACACAUGAGGAAACUUGCUUACACACUUUUGAAAUCAAUGUGGCAAGGACUGUCUACCCUGCUUUUUGGAUAUUUGGUGUGGAUGUAGGUGGAUCCUUAACUAUAAACAAUAUCAGACAGUGUUGAGACAGAAUGGCUGUUUUCACACAUGCUCCUUCUACCCUAAGUAAUCUUUCCCUACUGCAAGCAACAGUUCCCUUAAAGAAGGUGACUUAAACCAUCUUAAUUAAGGCUGGAAUUGUUGGGAUGCCUAUUUUACCCUGAAAAUUAAUACACUCUGUACAAUACAAAAUAUACAAUAGAUUUAAAUACUUUACCAAUGUUUACAUUUGUCAGAAUCUUACAUUUCCAAGUACUGAAAAGCUGUUUAAAAUCUGAAUACAAGUUAAUUUAGGAAAUCAGUAAUAAUGUUGGCAAGAACAACAAUUUCAUAUAGGUUUUUUUUCAUUCUUCUACGGUAAAAAAUAACGUUCUUGAAAUCAGGGUCUACUCAGGCAUGGGCAAACUUUAGCUGGGAGUUGAAGUCCAGAACACCCGAGGGGCAAAGUUUUUCCAUGGCUGGCUGAUAAUACAAUCAUCAAAAUUUCUCAUAUUGCUCAGCAUUCCAAACUAUUUUGACAGUGACAAGCAAGGUCACUCCAACUCUAUCGUGAAGUAAAGAGAUCUCUUUUAUUAGUAGUUAAAAGUCAACAGUUCAUCCAGAACUUCCCAUAUGACCUCACAUUUUAUUUUCUUGGUUAUAAUAAAUAAGAGUCUUCAGCCACACAAGUCUUACUGUAGGGAGCCAAUCAUAUAUCUGUCAUUCCAUAACAAUAUCACUAAAAGGAAAUAGGGUCUUUUGAAAGACAUCAACUUGAAGGUGGGCUUGGAUGCUACAUUUUAGACCACAUUGACCUUAAAUAGUCUGGCCAAUGGCCAUAGCUGUAGUUCAAUACUCACCAGGCCGCAGGUUCCCCACCUAAGGGAUUUUAGAAUAAGUUGAUUUUUUUUUUCAAAAUUCUGUAUGCUGAAUUAUUUAGUGAAGAUAUACUCUGUAAAUGGAGCCCCCGGUGGCACAGUGGGUUAAACCACUGAGCUGCUGAACUUGCUGACUGAAGGUUGGUGGUUUGAAUCUGGGGAGCUCCUACUGUUAGCCCCAACUUCUGCCAACGUAGCAGUUCAAAAACAUGCAAAUGUGAGUAGAUCAAUAGGUACUGCUUUGGCGGGAAGUUAACGGUGCUCGAUGCAGUCAUGCUGGUCACAUGAUCUUGGAGGUGUCUACAGACAACACCUGUUCUUUGGCUUAGAAAUGGAGAUGAGUCGGACACGGCUAGACUUAAUGUCAAGGGGAAACCUUUACCUUUAUUAUACUUGGCAAGCAUGCAUUAAGUAUCCAGUUAAAAUAUAUUUCCAUAUUCUAUGCCUAGCUUUUAUGCUUUGCUGUUACAUCUGGGGCAGAAAUCGUGGUGUCCUCCUAGUGUUAUUCAACUGCACAUCCCAGUAGUCUUGCCCAGUAUAGUCAAUGGUGAGAAAUGCUGGGAUCUGUUAUCUAACAACAAAUGGAGGGGCACAUGAGUUCCAUCUGUUCUGAAGAAGUGCACUCAAUCUAUAGAAUCAAUACAGUUUGACACCACUGUAACUACCAUGUCUCAAUGCUAUGGAAUCAUGAGAGUUGUAAAAUCAAGAACUUUGGCCUUUUCUUUUCUAAAAGUGCUACAUUUCCGAAGAUUUCAUAGCAUUGAGCCAUGGCCAUUACAGCGGUGUCAAACUGCAUUAAUUCUACAGUGAAGAUGCACCCAAGGUGGUGUUUUAUAGUCUCUGAUGCUGUUUUUUAUACCAAGAGCUAUAACUCUUUUCUUUAGAAAUGGAAAAAUAUACUGAUACAUUAUUGAGGUUUAUGAGGUUUGUGUCUAUGUGCUGUCAAGUUGCCUAUAAGUUUCGUGGGUUUUUCUUAAGCCAAUAUUCCUUGGUGCCAUUCUCCCACUGCAAAUUUUAGCCUGCAGCACUUGGAAUUUCUUGGUGGUCUCCUAUCAAACAAAGUACCAAUCCCAAUUGACCCUUAUGUUCCAAGAUCAAAUGUGAUCUGGUACCUUCAACAUAUUUAGUUGUGAAUUACUUGACUUUAUAUGCAGUAUUACAGCUGCAAUCAGUAUUAGACCUCAGGUAUGCUGAAAAAUAGUAAGACCUUUGAAGGUUUCAGAGAUCUUCUGAAGUGAUAAAUAAAAGUGUGGAAUGUGGGUCAGGACUGAGUAAAUGAAUUUUUGCUUCAGCAUGUUUACACUGCUUUUGUCCUGUUUCUGUCAUAAGUGAUUUUAAAGCAGCCGGCUAACACAAAGUCUUUUGCAAAUUCCAUCAAUAAAACUGCUUUAUUUUU